AUAAUUACAAUUUCACCGGUUUCUCAUACCCAAAUGUAUGUUUGAAAAGUCACAACAACAAAACCUUUUAGCGUUUUUUUAAGGAUUUUUUUUUUAUAUUGUGUUUCGACUUUGCUUUAGGGGUAAAUAUUUUUAGGAUCUAGUAACACAGAUAUUGGGGAACAGUCCCAGAAAAUAGAAAAUGGCUGUGCUUUGCUAGAGCGCAUAUAAAUUAUUACAUUGAAUAUAAGAAAAACACUUGUAAUUGUUUUCAAAUGGUUUUCGCUUGUAAAUAAUAUGGAAACAACCAUCAUGAACAAUAUGUGCCGAUGCUGCGCAUCGGAAGGUGCGUUUAAAGACAUAAAAACGACCUAUCGUUGGAUGGGCGAAGAUGAAGUGUAUGGAGACAUGCUAAAAGAUUGUUUCGACAUAACUCUGUCAGCUUCAGACAGUGAAAGUGGCAUAUGUGAAGUGUGCAUCACACAGCUACGGAAUGCAGCCAACUUCAAGAAACAAGUUCUUCACACUGAGGAGCAGUUUUUAAAACAUGGACAAAAUAAACUGUUCAAGCCCAACAUAGUAAAGGUGGAAUUGCCAGUGGAAGAUGUCCUGGACGGUGAUGACAACAACCUGUCUGGGGAUGAUGCUUUCUCGGGAGCAGAAUACGAAUUACCCAUUAAAACAGAGAAGGUGGAGGAGCCAAAGACUAAGAAACGCGCGGCCGCCAAGGCGAGCACCUCACGCUCCAAGAAACAGAAGACCAGCGAUGGAGAAGAUACACCCGCAAAAAGAACGGACGGCGACACGCCCAAGCGCAGGAAAAAGCACAAGGCAUCAGACGUAAGCGCCACUCCGGAACGAGUUGAGCACAGGGUCAACCUGACAGCAAUAUUGCAGUUUUCCAACGCCAGUCCGUUCAGAGAUAAGACUAUACGCGGAUUCUCAUGCCUGUACUGCGCGAAGGCAUUCCCCAAUAUUGAUGAUCUGCGGCAUCACACAGCCCAACAAUCGGAGAAAGACAAAAUAAACACUAUUAUUGAUUACAAACUAAGUUACAAUCCCAUAAAACUUGAUAUCACCAAUCUAUGCUGUACCGUUUGCAACCUGGCUAUGGUGGACCUUAAUGAACUUAAGGAGCAUCUUCGGACGGUCCAUAAAAAAACUAUCUAUAAACACAUAAAAGACAUCAUCCUGCCGUUCAGGCUAGAAGACGGACAUAAUUUUACCUGCGUCUUAUGUUCGGUGGUACACAUAUCAUUCAAGAAUCUGUACCAUCACAUGAGCAGCCAUUAUAGAAACUAUUGUUGUAAGAAGUGUGGUGCUGGUUAUAUCACUAUAGCGGCAUUGAGGAAACACGGAAAGACCCACGCUCAGGGAAUAUUUCCGUGCGAUUUCUGCGAGAAAACUUACACUUCGAUGACUAAGAAAAGAAACCACGAAAAGGGGGUUCAUAAGGGUGGGUGGUUGCGAAACAAAUGUCCUCAUUGUCCCGAAGUUUUUGUCAGCUACUAUGACAGAAAGGAGCAUCUAGUGAAGGUACAUAACGAGGCUCCAAUAAUUUAUCCUUGCAACGCUUGUAAUAAGACGUAUAAAAAGAAAUUCGAAUUGAACAGACAUAUAAAACAUCACCACCUGCAACAAAAGAGUUUCUUCUGUGACAAAUGUAAUGCCAAAUUUUUCUCAAAACGAGGACUAGUUGAUCAUUUGUCAAAACACGGUGGAGUGGAAAUGUGUUCAUGUCAGAUCUGUGGAAAGAAGUUCUCACGGUUGAGAUCUUUGAAAGAGCACCUGAAGAGGCACGAAGACGAUAAGGGGUACCAGUGUGAGGUCUGCAAAAAGACAUUCAUGCAGAAAUGUAGUUUGAAGAGCCACGUUCGUUUGCACCAGGACGACUUGGAUAUAUUCAAAGAGUUUGAUGAUGUUAAACAUCUAAUAGAUAAUCGAGAAAUGACAUUAAAGCAGAUCGCCGCUGAAAACAAGAAGAAGGAGGAAGCAGAGAAGCAGAAGACGAUGUAUGCGUAGUAUAAGGUCAAUAGACUCAAGUGCAAACACAAUAAGUAUAUUAAGUUGCUUGUGGACAUUUCAAUAUCUUAACAAAUAACCUACCAGAUAGCUGUGCGUGGGUAUGGCGUCACAUCACAGGGUUUUUCAUAUUUUAAAUAGUAUUUACGUGAUUAUAGAUACAUAAUUUGUAAACGCCACAAUUGGCUGAUAAACUAUUUGUUGCUCCCUAUGAGGACAUCUGUCCAAUGAACAUUUUAUAAAGGAGUUUGUGACAAACGUACGAUUGAUAGUAAAAUGCCACAAUUAUACUCCAGAGAGACGCGGUUUGUAUAUUACGUGGCGGAUUAUGAUUAUAACUAGCGAAGACACUGCAUUGUGGCAAUGUAAAUGCGUUAUUCGAAAGAACGAUUAUUAUUUAUAUAAGUUAGGAAUGACCGAGGGACUCUUCCUCUGCAAUGUUGCAUGAAUUCAUCAAUAGGCCAUUUAAAUGUAAAAAGGGUGUACGUUCUCUUGCAGUUCAGGAAAUUGAUAUUGACAUUUAAGAAAAAAAAUAGUAUCUUUUUUAACGUAAAGUUUUGUCAAAACGAAUAAGACGUUAAGAGAAGAGAAGUUUUGUAGGGACAAGAUGAAAUAUGUUUCAAAUUUACAAUAAUAUUAUCUGCAUUGGCUACACUGUAGACAAUGUUUUUUUUGACAAUCAAUGACAAUGGCUUGACAAUGAUUAUUAGUUGUAAUUAAUGUGUUUUAAAACAAUAAAUUAUAAAUACGAAUCGCAGAAGAAAUGUUGCGCCAAAUAUCGCCCCAUUUAUCAUAUCAAUUCAGACUUAACGUUUAAAAUAGUUGCGUACAAAAAAUGGACAGAAAAUAUCUUGCAAUACGAGAGAUCGCGGGUUCGAUCCUCGCACUGACCCAUAUAUUUGUGAAAUUUUGUUUGUUUUUCUAAUGCCCUUGAUGGCUUGAUGGCAAAUUAGUGUCUCACUAUGUUGGGUCUUGGUGGAUGUAUAAUAUAUUUGUUAUAAAGUUCAGAUACAUUAUUUUUUUAUACAAUCAAAUGUAAUAGUAAUUUCAUAAAAUAAUUAUAGAGCUUUUAAAAAUGACAAUCGUUUAAAAAGAUUAGCCCUCUUACUUAUAAAUAUUUCUAAAGUGUUUCAUCCAACAGUUUUGACCCCUCCGUUGCGUGAAAUGAUUUAAGAAUUAAAUACUUUAUAAAUGUUUAUAAACUAUUUAAAGUAAAAGGGUGUAUAUUUUACCUAAAUGUACAUUCAACUUAUUCAAAUUCGACCUUUAUUUGUAACGUAAACUUAACUUUUUGAGUACAGACAAAACUGGUGCCAUUACGUUUCAAUUCACUCAAUAUUUGUGAUCUGCUACUAGGUAAAUAGAAAUGAAGACUGAUUUUUAAUAAUUAUAAAGUAAAAUAAAGCACUGUAUUAUAGGAAAUGGUCAAAGGAUUCCCUGCGUACUUGGUAGUUGUCAGCUGAUUUCAAUUGUUAUGAUUUUUUGUGAUGUAUUCAGCUUGGAGCAUAUGCAAAAGUUCGGUUUUAAUAGUUAAUGCGUUAUAUAAAACUGUAAAAAAUAUUCUUACUAAUAUAAUGCGAUAGUAUGUGAACAUGUUAAAUGUUUGUUAAAAGCAACUGCGGACAUCCGAAAUCCGAACGGUUUUGGAUGAUAUUUGGUACAAAGAUAGACCAUGUCCUAGAUUAAAACGUAUGCUACUUUUUAUCCCAGUAAUAGGCUUGAAAUAAUGGAUUUUUUUAAUAUAAUUUAUAAAUAGAUAGCGCUGUAAAUAGAUAGACACAUGGCACUUUGAAUCGCUAGUGUUUUAGGGAUUUUUAUAACGGGAAAUGGAAUUUUACACGGACGAAGACGCGAGCAACCCCAAGUAAAAUAUAAUACUUAUAAAAGUUUGGCUUUUUUUUAUUGUGCUACGAUGUUUUUAAGUAAAUUAAAUGAAUUAUAAGCAUUCAUGUUUUAGCCUGAGUAGCCAAUUUUCAUAAAUGAGAUGCCUAAUUUACUCACUCACACACUACACACGGCUUUUAUCUCCGUGCAUGAGUUGCGCUUCCGCAACUUGUUCCCAGUUUUUGUUAUGAAUAGGGCACAAAUUCCAGACUACAAAGCUGGUUCUGAGAAGGAACAACCUAAAAUCACUUUGGCAAACCUCUGAUUUGUACCUGUGACGUCAGAUCCUAUGUAAUGCCGCGCCCGCAAUACAACUAAGCCACCGAAGCAUGCUUCAUUUAAAAAGAUAUUAACUUUUUGUCUCGCCUAAAUACUUUGACAAUUUAAUGUUUUAUAAAUUACAUAAUAUUAUUUGCUUCCUAGAAAACAUGUUAUGUACAGAAAAAAAUGUUGUUAUAUGUGUUUAAUCUAACGUUUAAUUCUGUGCUUAGUACAUUACAAAAGAGGUAUCAACAAGAUUUAUAUUUUUUAGCAGUCUUCUCAAAAAUGUUCUCUAAUUAUAUUGGAGUAGUGUCCAGUUUUGGCUGUUCUCCGCUAUUUUUAAGUUCGUGCCUCAUGAAUCUGUUGCAACAGACAAUCCUGUAUUGAACAAAAUAAAUAUUACGUAUAUUAUUAAGA
This is a messenger RNA of Manduca sexta (tobacco hornworm), 4563 nucleotides long. RefSeq names its product zinc finger protein 675. Bases 277 to 2001 code for a protein of 574 amino acids. Gene Ontology annotation, biological process: regulation of transcription by RNA polymerase II. Lineage: Eukaryota; Metazoa; Arthropoda; Insecta; Lepidoptera; Sphingidae. The record is from RefSeq and is a predicted model, not a curated record. Gene Ontology annotation, cellular component: nucleus. The transcript has 5 exons. Gene Ontology annotation, molecular function: DNA-binding transcription factor activity, RNA polymerase II-specific; zinc ion binding; RNA polymerase II cis-regulatory region sequence-specific DNA binding.